Messenger RNA from Coregonus sp. 'balchen', 23962 nucleotides. The record is from the annotation of a GenBank genome assembly. Lineage: Eukaryota; Metazoa; Chordata; Actinopteri; Salmoniformes; Salmonidae.
GUUCAGGAGAGCUUGUCCAAAGGGCAGCAGGGGAAGGGCCAAACGAGGAGAGGGCACCAUGGACAGUGAACAGGGGCCUCCAGCCUCCAGUGCCAGCAGCACUGGGACCACUGCCUCCAGCACAAGUACCACCAGCAGCAGCAGUGCAGGGAGGCAGGCUGUGCCUCAGAUCUCUGUGUACAGCGGGAUUCCUGACAGGCAGACGGUUCAGGUAAACUUCAGGGUAAAAAAAAACAUGCCAGUCCAGUGUGACACACACAUUCAAAUGUUUUGCAUGAACUGUUUUGCCCAUUGCAUUCCCUGCAAUAAUACAAUUAUUGUCAUUACCCUACUGCCAUCUGCUGGUAAAACAUGCAUGUACCGUAAACCGCCCACAAUUGCACUUAGCUCACUACGGAAUUUACUGCAACGCUUAUAAUAAAUGAGACUAUUAUUACAUUUAGACAAAAGUGCAAUUUUAUAGUUUUAUCAUUGUUUAUUUGAUGUAGUACACUGGCAUCAUGCAAUCUGUCAAUACUAAUGACAGCUGAUGAGGGUUGCUAUGGUUCCAAGUUCCAGGCUCUGUCCUCUGCUAUUUGACCCUUGACCGAUGUGAAACCCAGCCUGAAUUUGACUCUGAGUUUUGAAGGGUGACAGACAGGUCCUAGGCCUCUUCUAUCCUUUACCCUUUCUCUCAUCUGCCCUUAGCAAGAGAACUAGCAACAUUGUCACUACUUGCCUACUCAACAUAGUGGACUCCUGGCCCUUUGUGCUCAAUAAGAGAGAAGUGAAUGGAUGUUUCCAUCACAAUCACUGCCCUCUUUGCCCCCUGGAGGCUUAGGUCAGAUGACCUCUAUUAGGCCAUGUGCCCCGUGUCAAUCCCUCUCUCCUGUUGCCUUAGCAACUGUGCUGAGGUUUUCAGUCAAUUUGAGUCAUGAAGAUUGAAUAAAGGAUGUGCACAGGGACCGAAGGACUUGGUAUAGGAUAAGAUCAUGUCCAUUACAAUGUGCCUACUCUCCCUAACAAGAGGAGCACAUUCCCACCCAAGGAAUCUCCCUACCUGCUUUUUAAUGGUUCGGUAAAAACAAUGCAAAUAAGAACUUAUUUUUUCCAAGUAUUACUCCAACCAUGUAAGUCCUUUUUAAAGCCUGUUGUUGAGAAUAUUACCCCAACCGCUAACCUGUCUUUUUCUCCCUGUGUACUGUAGGUGAUCCAGCAGGCGUUGCACCGGCAGCCCAACACGGCUGCGCAGUACCUGCAGCAGAUGUACGCAGCGCAGCAGCAGCACCUCAUGCUGCAGACAGCAGCCCUCCAGCAGCAGCAGCACCUGAGCAAUGCACAGCUCCAGAGCCUGGCUGCCGUACAGCAGGUGAGCACGGGAGACGCAAGGAACUGUUAAACUGGGAAAUGAAACGGGCCUCCAACAAGGCUGGGGGCUAGUGUUAGGGUUUUGACAAAGAUGAGCGAUAAGGCCAGUGUUGUGGUUAGGGUUCUGAAAGUUUGGUUGGUGAAUCGAACAGUUAUCUUCAGAUGAAGAGGAAUUUAAGUGUUGACCCCUACAUACUCCCCUAAUGGUUCGCACCUGUCAUGUCACAGGCCAGUAUUGCGGCAGGAAGGCAGAGCUCCACCCAAAAUGGCACUUCGUCCCAGCACACAGGAUCAUCCCAGACCACAGUGAGUGCAGUGAGUCAUGUCUAGUUACUAAGGGGUUGGGUUCUAAGAUGUGUAGUGUUUUUGUUGAUGUUUUGUAAUCCUCCCUGUCUUCUCUGUCCUAUCCCCAGAUUAACCUGACCACGUCCCCGGCUGCAGCCCAGCUGAUCAGCCGAGCCCAGAGUGUCAGCUCCGCACCUGCCGGCAGCAUCUCCCAGCAGGCCGUAAUCCUGGGAAGCCCAUCCAGCCCCACCACUCUCACUGCCAGUCAGGCUCAUAUGUACCUACGUGCCCAGAUGGUAAGCCCCCAGAAGCAUGCCCACUGGCACACAUACUAGCUAGCUCAGCCACACUUCUGGAGGCUUAGUGUGAUGAAGUGCAGUGUUUGGGAGUAGUGAACUACAUUUUGCAGGAGCCUGGUGGUAGUUGAACUAAAUUCAAAUCUUGGUAGUGUUUUCAGUAGUUAAUACAUUUUUUUUUGCGGUGUAGCUAACUACUGAAACUACACACUGCUACACAAAAUACGGGUGAAGUAGGCAAGGAUUUCCAUUGUUUCAACAUCAGACCUGCCUAAUUCUCACUUGAAACAGUUUUUGAGUUUAAUAGGUUGGCGGCACCUUAAUUUGUAAGGACGGGCUCGUGGUAAUGUCUGGAGUGGAAUCAGUGGAAUGGUAUAAAAACAUCAAACACAUGGUUUGAUGCCAUUCCAUUAGCUCUAUUCCAGCCAUUAUUAUGAGCUGCCCCCCCCCCCCCCCCCCCCCAGCAGCCUCCACUGCUCCAGAGUGAUCUGUUCUUGCAAUUUGUUGUCUGACAUUUCAUAUUUAGAUAAUAUAUCAUGAAGUAGUUUGGAUGUAGUGAACUACUUUUUCAAAGUAACUUUAGUUAAGUACACUUAUUUAUCUUAAGGGUAGCUUUAGUGUCGCUUACCUUCUUCCAAUAUGAAGUAAUUGGUUACUUAAUAAACUAUAUUUUCAGAGUAGCUUCCCCAACACUGAAGUGUUUGUGUGCUGUUUGUGUCUCCACUGUGUGUCAGCCUGCUGGAAGGAGUGUGAAAGAUGUGUUGUCCUGCAUCUCAAACUGAAUCAGUUCAGUCUGAUUAGAUGACAUUUUUUUCCCUUGAAGAUUUUUUGACACACUAUGCAUGGUAAGAGUGAGCGUGAGAGAUUGAAAGAAAGCGACAGAGAAAGAUCAGGUGUUUACAGUAUAAUUUGUCUCUACCCAAAACCAUGGAGGAAUUAUUUACAUAUACAGUAUCAGUCAAAAGUUUGGACACCUACUCAUUCAAGGGUGUUUCUUUAUUUUUACUAUUUUCUACAUUGUAGAAUAAUAGUGAAGACAUCAAAACUAUGAAAUAACACAUAUGGAAUCAUGUAGUAACCAAAAAAGUGUUAAACAAAUCAAAAUAUAUUUUAUAUUUGAGAUUCUUCAAAUAGCCACCUUGAUGACAGCUUUGCACACUCUUGGCAUUCUCUCAACCAGCUUCACCUGGAAUGCUUUUCCAACAAUCUUGAAGGAGUUCCCACAUAUGCUGAGCACUUGUUGGCUGCUUUUCCUUCACUCUGCCAUUCGACUCAUCCCAAACCAUCUCAAUUGGGUUGAGGUCGGGGGAUUGUGGAGGCCAGGUCAUCUGAUGCCUCACUCCAAUCACUCUCCUUCUUGGUCAAAUAGCCCUUACACAGCCUGGAGGUGUGUUGGGUCAUUGCCCUGUUGAAAAACAAAUGAUAGUCCCACUAAGCCCAAACCAGAUGGGAUGGCGUAUCGCUGCAGAAUGCUGUGGUAGCCAUGCUGGUUAAGUGUGCCUUGAAUUCUAAAUAAAUCACAGACAGUGUCACCAGCAAAGCACCCCCACACCAUAACACCUCCUCCAUGCUUUAUGGUGGGAACUUCACAUACGGAGAUCAUCCGUUCACCCACGCCGCGUUUCACAAAGACACGGUGGUUGAAACCAAAAAUCUCCUAUUUGGACUCCAGACCAAACUACACUUUUCCACCGGUCUAAUGUCCAUUGCUCAUGUUUCUUGGCCCAAGCAGGUCUCUUCUACUUAUUGGUGUCCUUUAGUAGUGGUUUCUUUGCAGCAAUUUGACCAUGAAGGCCUGAUUCACACAGUCCCCUCUGAACAGUUGAUGUUGAGAUGUGUCUGUUACUUGAGCUCUGUGAAGCGUCUAAUGAACUUAUCCUCUGCAGUGGCGGUCCUCGUGAGAGCCAGUUUCAUCAUAGCGCUUGAUGGUUUUUGCGACUGCACUUGAAGAAACUUUCAAAGUUCUUGAAAUGUUCCGCAUUGACUGACCUUCAUGUCUUAAAGUAAUGAUGGACUGUCGUUUCUCUUUGCUUAUUUGAGCUGUUUUUGCCAUAAUAUGGACUUGGUCUUUUACCAAAUAGGGCUAUCUUCUGUAUACCCCCCCUACCUUGUCACAACACAACUGAUUGGCUCAAACACAUUAAGAAGGAAAUAAAUUCCACAAAUUAACUUUUAAGAAGGCACACCUGUUAAUUGAAAUGCGUUCCAGGUGACUACCUCAUGAAGCUGGUUGAGAGAAUGCCAAGAGUGUGCAAAGCUGUCAUCAAGGCAAAGGGUGGCUAUUUGAAGAAUCUCAAGUAUAACAUAUAUUUUGAUUUGUUUAACACUUUUUUUGGUUACUACAUGAUUCCAUAUGUGUUAUUUCAUAGUUUUGAUGUUUUCACUAUUAUUCUACAAUGUAAAAAUAAAGAAAAACCCUUAAAUGAGUGUCCAAACCUUUGACUGGUAGUGUAUGUUGGUGUGUGAUUUUCAGGCACAGCAAAGUAACCUUGUGGAAGUAGCUAGGAGCUUAGGCCGUGCUGUUCCGUUGUCCUCCCAGCUCAUCUUCACGCCUACGGCCACAGUGGCUGCAGUCCAGUCUGAGACCUCCACGCAGUCCUCUGGACAACAGCACGCCUCCUCACAGGUACACUAUUAUUAUCUCAACUAUAAAGGCUAACGCCAUACACACAGAGCUGCUGUAGUAACCUGGAACUGCACUAGAGGGCAUAGAAGAUCAACACAAGUAACCAUAAUUCAGACAUUGGGGGUAUAGCCAAGGGUUAGUUAUCCAUCACUGCGACAGACUUCCAUCAUAUGGAUGAUGCAUGAGUUUUUUGUUUUGGGAGGGGGGGGGUUAUUAUUUUGGGUACAAAAAAAAAACACUCCAGGCCACACUCUAAAACUAGAUAGAAAGUAUGUAGAAACAAUAAUGGAACUCAAUAUUUCCGAAUCACAUUUUUCUGGCACGCAAAUCUUUUUUGACAAACAAAUCGGUCAUAAUAAAAUCUGUGUGGCCCUCCGUUGAAUUUUGAAAUCUAGAUGUGGCCCUCGAGCCAAAUAGUUUGCCCGUUGAUCUGACAUCGACUUAAGUUUCAGUCAUGGAUUUUUUGUUGUUGCUUUAAACCCUAGCUGUAGCUAAUAAUAAUAAUAAUAAUAAUAAUAAUAAUAAUAAUAAUAAUAUGCCAUUGCUGUGAUACCUAAUUUAAUCUAAAAUGUAUUUCACUAAUUCUGGUGAUGGCCUGUGGGUGGACCCUUGACUGUGGUGCUCCCCACCUCUCCUGCCCCAGGCCAUGUCUCAUUGCCUCCGGGACCUGACCUCUGUGUCUUUUCAGGUCCAGAACCUGGCUAUCCGUAGCCAGCAGGGGGCAACCACGUCCUCCUUUCAGACACACAGCCUGCAGGCCCUCAGCCUAAAGCAGAGCCCUGUCUCCAUCCAGCCCUCUCCUCUGAUCAAGAACCCCAGCCAGGGGAGCCAGGGCGCUGGGGGGAAGGGCAGUUGGCCCGACGGUCUCUUGGACGGGAGCAAGAAGGGGGAGAGCAUAGUGACGGAGGUGCGCGCUAUAAACAUGAGUCGCAGCGUCACAGCUGUGAGUGGACAGCCUCUCAUCACUCCAGGUAUGUAUCCAACCCUAACGUUAGCUAGCUUCUACACACAGGCUAGACUCCUAUAUUAGGAUUUCAUGAAGUUGACACCAUUGCACCCUUGGACAAUGUAGGCAUGUAUGCUCAAAUGAUGGAGAGUAUUCGAUUCAGUACUGGCUAUUGUGAGAAGGCAUGGGUUUUGCUGCACUCUAGAUGACACUGAAUAUUCUGCCCCUGUGACUUUUGAGUAAUUUAGUCUGGAACAUAAAUCAUGCCUCCAGUAGCCUGACAAACAGGGCAUUCCUCAUGCCUCUUCUGGAACACAACUACAUUUCAACCACCCUCAGCGGGUUGGAAGAAAUCGGAAACAUCUGGUUUUCAGGGAUAUACACUACCGGUCAAAAGUUUUAGAACACCUACUCAUUCAAGGGUUUUUCUUUAUUUUUACUAUUUUCUACAUUGUAGAAUAAUAGUGAAGACAACAAAACUAUGAAAUAACACAUAUGGAAUCAUGUAGUAACCAAAAAAGUGUUAAACAAAUGAGAUUCUUCAAAUAGCCACUCUUUGCUUUGAUUACAGCUUUGCACACUCUUGGCAUUCUCUCAACCAGCUUCAUGAGAUAGUCACCUGGAAUGCAUUUCAAUUAACAGGUGUGCCUUGUUAAAAGUUAAUUUGUGGGAUUUCUUUCCUUCUUAAUGCAUUUGAGCCAAUCAGUUGUGUUGUGACAAGGUAGGGGGGGUUAUACAGAAGAUAGCCCUAUUUGGUAAAAGACCAAGUCCAUAUUAUGGCAAGAACAGCUCAAAUAAGCAAAGAGAAACGACAGUCCAUCAUUACUUUAAGACAUGAAGGUCAGUCAAUGCGGAACAUUUCAAGAACUUUGAAAGUUUCUUCAAGUGCAGUCGCAAAAACCAUCAAGCGCUAUGAUGAAACUGGCUUUCAUGAGGACCGCCACAGGAAUGGAAGACCCAGAGUUACCUCUGCUGCAGAGGAUAAGUUCAUUAGAGUUACCAGCCUCAGAAAUUGCAGCCCAAAUAAAUGCUUCACAGAGUUCAAGUAACAGACACAUCUCAACAUCAACUGUUCAGAGGAGACUGUGUGAAUCAGGCCUCCAUGGUUGAAUUGCUGCAAAGAAACCACUACUAAAGGACACCAAUAAGAAGAAGACUUGCUCAAGAAACAUGAGCAAUGGACAUUAGACCAGUGGAAAUGUGUCCUUUGGUCUGGAGUCCAAAUUGGAGAUGUUUUGUUCUAACUGCCGUGUCUUUGUGAAACGCGGUGUGGGUAAACGGAUGAUCUCCGCAUGUGAAGUUCCCAUCUUAAAGCAUGGAGGAGGUGUUAUGGUGUGGGGGUGCUUUGCUGGUGACACUGUCUGUGAUUUAUUUAGAAUUCAAGGCACACUUAACCAGCAUGGCUACCACAGCAUUCUGCAGCGAUAUGCCAUCCCAUCUGGUUUGGGCUUAGUGGGACUAUCAUUUGUUUUUCAACAGGACAAUGACCCAACACACCUCCAGGCUGUGUAAGGGCUAUUUGACCAAGAAGGAGAGUGAUGGAGUGCUGCAUCAGAUGACCUGGCCUCCCACAAUCCCCCGACCUCAACCAAAUUGAGAUGGUUUGGGAUGAGUUGGACCAUAUAGUGAAGGAAAAGCAGCCAACAAGUGCACAGCAUAUGUGGGAACUCCUUCAAGACUGUUGAAAAAGCAUUCCAGGUGAAGCUGGUUGAGAGAAUGCCAAAAGUGUGAAAAGAUGUCAUCAAGACUAAGGGUGGCUAUUUGAAGAAUCUCUAAAAUAUAUUUUGAUUUGUUUAACACUUUUUUUGGUUACUACAUGAUUCCAUAUGUGUCAUUUAAUAGUUUUGAUGUCUUCACUAUUGUUCUACAAUGUAGAAAAUGGUAAAAAUAAAGAAAAACCCUUGAAUGAGUUGGUGUUCUAAAAUGUUUGACCGGUAGUGUAGUAUCUUCAACCUAGCUUCCUUUUCCCCUGAACCGGAUAGGGGGCCCCCACUCAGUCGCUUCUUUUACACCUGUUAUGUUAGGUUACAUUUCAACCAGUCAAAUCAUGUUACCAGUGUUGCUACUUCCUGAGUUUGCUGCUUUUGGAAACGUGCCCCUAUGUUUACAGUAAACUAAGAAUAGAGAGCUGUAAAAAUCUACUUGUUGUUUUGAUAGCUUUCUCUACUGUAUGCAGGGGUUGAGUUCUCAGUCACUGCGAUGGAUUUCUGUCAUAUAGAUAAAAAAUAAAAAUAAAUUGUACUGGAACUUCAAAAUUAACCUCUUUCCCUACAAGCAUGAUGGUCAUUACUUUUUUUUUACAUGAAAUGGGAGGUUAACUUGGCCCCGCAGACAAUCGAUCUGAGAUCGACUUAAGUUUCAGUCAUUGGAUUUUUCUCCUUUUUUAAACCACUGUAUUCACUACUACAGGGGAGAACAUGGGCUCUGCAUCUAGAAUAGUCAAGCUGAUUUUUCUAUAUGAAACCAUGGAGGGCUCUGUGCCACAGAUGAGUUUUUCUAGACCACUUAUUGUGUGAUCAGCAGCUGGAUGGUUUUGUCACAGAGAAUGGCUUCAUCUAUGCCAGCAGUUGAACAGACCAACUCUGACUGUGUGUGAGAGUGCGUGUGUGUGCUAAGCACUGCAUGGGUUGUGUGUUGUGCCAGACUGGAUGGAUUAGCUGAGCAUGCGACUGCACAACUGUGUCUGUCUCACUUUGUUUAAGUAAUGGAUUUAGAUUAAAUGAAUGGGAGGAUAAAUCUGAAAACCUUACCUAAACUCAUAAAAUGUACAUUGGUUGCCACGGUAGUGGCGAUGGGGGACAGACAGGUGUGCCCUGGACAUGUGCGAAGCACUCUGUCAGUUCAGUGGAUUACACUAGCGGGAGAUGGAGUAGCAGCUGUGGUGGCUGACUGGGUUUAUGGUUGGAAAGGGGCUUCCACUGAUUCUAUGUGCACUGUCAUCCACUGGGUCAUUCAUUAUGCACGUUGAUUCCUUACAGGACUCUACUCUGUCAGGCAACAGAAUGUUGUAAUUUUGAAGAAGGAAAUACUUGAAUAAAACAAUUCCAAUCAACACCUCAAUAAUAAUAAUAGGCUACAUAACAAAUGUCUCAUGUAGUUUUAUUUUCGACAUAUGAGAGAACACUGCCACAGGAAUAGGCCUAGUUAAUUGUUGUCGUCUAUUUUAGUACUGUGUAGUAAUUGAGCCUCCGAGACAAGUAGAGAGCAGAUCUUGUGGGAGCAGCCGUGUGUCUGCUUCUCCAACCACAGACGGGCUGAUUUUUUUCCUUGAAUGGGGAUCGGCUGGAAGCAGCUGUUCUGCAGUUGAGUUCAUUGUGUACUUUUAGUCUUUUCAUCACCUCCUCCUUGACAGACAAGCUCUCCAAGCACCCUACUACUAAACCCUCAGAACAGCACCAAAGCCCACAAAGACCACCUUGCAGACUAACAGUCUCCUUCUAUGCCCCUGCUAACUGCACAGUGGUUUUCUGUUUUGUUUUGUCUAAUAUUUUUCCAAACAUGGCGUCCAGUUUCGUAAGCCUAAAAGUAUCUCCCCAUUCUGUUACUUAAUCAAGCCAUUGUAUGCUUCCAUGUGCACAUACAUAGUAGCUCCAUUGCAAGUACUUAAAACACACAUAGUAUUGAUAUGUUUGACGUAGGUUUUCUUCUCAAGCUACAUGUAAUUGCCAAAAUAAAGGAAACACCAACAGUGUCUCAAUAGGGUGUUGGGCCACGACGAGCCGACAGCUUCAAUGCACCUUGGCAUAGAUUCUACAAGUGUCUGGAACUCUAUUGGAGGGGGAUGCGACACCAUUCUUCUGAGAAAUUCCAUCAUUUGGUGUUUUUGUUGAUGGUGGUGGAAAAACGGUAUCUGAGGCGCCACUCCAGAAUCUCCCAUAAGUGUUCAAUUGGGUUGAGAUCUGGUGACUGAGACACAUACACACACCCUUUAAACCCUGUAUGCUCCUUUGACACCCCUCUUUCAAAGUCACGGAGAUCUCUUCUUCUAACCAUGGUAGCCAAACCAUGGUAGCCAAAAUAAGUACAAGAAGUCCCGCUAUGACCUCCAAAGUCAUCAAAAGGACAAUAUAGGACAAUGCGCCCCCAUCCACAUUGACUGGGCAGCAGUGGAGCAGGUCGAGAGCUUCAAGUUCCUCAGUGUCCAAAUCACUAAAGACUUAAAAUGGUCCAAACACACACGCACAGUGCCUCUUGCCCCUCAGGAGGUUGAAAAAGUUUGGCAUGGGCCCUCAAAUCCUCAAAAGGUUCUACAGCUGUACCACUGAGACCAUAUUGACAGCACUGCUUGGUAUGGCAAUAGCACCGCCCUCAAUCGCAUGGCGCUACAGAGGGUUGUGCGGACAGCCCAGUACAUCACUGGGGCCGAGCUCCCUGCCAUCUAGGACCUCUAUAUCAGGCGGUGUGAAAAGAAGGCCCUGAAAAUCAUCAAAGACUCCAACCAUCCAAGCCAUAGACUAGGUUCUCUGCUGCAGCACAGCAAGAGGUACUGGUGCAUCAAGUCUUAUACCAACAGGCUCUUGAACAGCUUCUAUCCCCAAGCAAUACAGUUGAUGAAUAGCUAACAAAAUAGCUACACAGACUAUCUGAGUUAACCUUAUAUCUUUAUUGACCUUUUAUUUCAAUCUUUGCAUAGACACACUCACUGGGCCCAACACACUCACUCACUCCAUUUUCUCACUCACACAUAAUAUGCACAUGCAUUCGGGAAGUAUUCAGACCCCUUCACAUUUUGUUACGUUACAGCCUUAUUCUAAAAUUGAUUAAAUUAUUUUUUCCCCUCAUCAAUCUACACACAAUACCCCAUAAUGACAAAGCAAAAACUGGUUUUUAGAAGAAAAAAAAAAUGAAGAAAAAAAUGUAGACCCUUUGCUAUGAGACUCAAAAUUGAGCUCAGGUGCAUCCUGUUUCCAUUGAUCAUCCAUUGAAAGUCUUCAGACUCCUUACAUUUUUUCACAUUACAGCCUUAUUCUAAAAUUGAUUAAAUUAGUUUAAAUUAGGAAAAGAAACAAUCUACACACAAUAAUACCUCAUGACAAAGCAAAAACAGGUUUCUAGACAUUUUUGCAAAUGUAUUACAAAUAAAAAUCUGAAAUGUAACAUUUACAUAAGUAUUCAGAUCCUUUACUCAGUACUUUGUUGAAGCACCUUUGGCAGCAAUUACAGCCUUGAGUCUUCUUGGGUAUGACGCUACAAGCUUGGCACACCUGUAUUUGGGGAGUUUCUCCCAUUGUUCUCUGCAUAUCCUCUCAAGCUCUGUCAGGUUGGAUGGGAAGCAUCUCUGCACAGCUAUUUUCAGGUCUCUCCAGAGAUGUUCGAUCAGGUUCAAGUCCGGGCUCUGGCUGGGCCUCUCAAGGACAUUGAGACUUGUCCCGAAGCCACUCCUGCAUUGUCUUGGCGUUUGCUUGGGGUCAUUGUCCUGUUGGAAGGUGAACCUUCACCCCAGUCUGAGGUCCUGAGCGCUCUGGAGCAGGUUUUCAUCAAGGAUCUCUCUGUAAUUUGCUCUGUUCAUCUUUCCCUCAAUCCUGACCUGUCUCCCAGUCCCUGCCGCUGAAAAACAUUCCCACAGCAUGAUGCUGCCACCACCAUGCUUCACCGUAGGGAUGGUGCCAGGUUUCCUCCAGAUGUGGCGCUUGGCAUUCAGGCCAAAGAGUUGAAUCUUGGUUUCAUCACACCAGAGAAUCUUGUUUCUCAUGGUCUGAGAGUCCUUUAGGUGCCUUUUGGCAAACUCCAAGCGGGCUGUUGUGCCUUUUACUGAAGAGUGGCUUCCGUCUGGCCACUCUACCAUAAAGGGCCUGAUUGGUGGAGUGCUGCAGAGAUGGUUGUCCUUCUGGAAGGUUCUCUCAUCUCCACAGAGGAACUCUGGAGCUCUGUCAGUGACCAUCGCAUUCUUGGUCACCUUCCUGACCAAGGCCCUUCUCGCCCGAUUGCUCAGUUUGUCCAGGCGGCCAGCUCUAGGAAGAUUCUUGGUGGUUCCAAACUUCUUCCAUUUAAGAAUGAUGGAGGCCACUGUGUUCUUGGACCUUCAAUGGUGCAGACAUUUUUUGUUUAGUCUCUUAGCUCUAUGGACAUUUCCUUCAACCUCAUGGCUUGGUUUUUGCUCUGACAUGCACUGUCAACUGUGGGACCAUUUAUAUAGACAGGUGUGUGCCUUUCCAAAUCAUGUCCAAUCAAUUGAAUUUACCACAGGUGGACUCCAAGUUGUAGAAACAUCUCAAGGAUGAUCAAUGGAAACAGGAUGCACCUGAGCUCAAUUUCGAGUCUCAUAGCAAAGGGUCUGAAUACUUAUGUAAAUAAGGUAUUUCUGUUGUUUAUUUUUAAUACAUUUGCAAAAAUGUCUAAACCUGUUUUCGCUUUGUCAUUAUGGGGUAUUGUGUCGAUUGAGGAAAGAAAUAAUUAAUCAAUUUUAGAAUAAGGCUGUAACGUAAUAAUGUGCAAAAGGGGAAGGGGUCUGAAUACUUUCCGAAUGCAGUGUACCUGUUAAGAUAUGUAUGAAGUGAUUUACAGCGACGUGUGGGUGAGGUUUCUAAUCUAAAGCAGCAGUAGUAGUAGAUUGUAGAAACUCAGGGAUUUUCCAGGGUCUGCUAUUGAAAUCCCAUAGGGAAUGUGCACGUGUCCUUUCCUCUAGACAUUCUGAAACAACACACAGGUAUGGGGGAGGGUACCUUAUUAGGGCCAUGGGGCGAGGCCUUAAACCCAAGGCCUUGAGGGACAAAAAGCAUUUAAAUGAAUCCCCCUUCCUCUCCGUCCAAGACCUUUCUCUGUUACUCAUUACAGUGCUUGAGAAAGCUGUCGAGCAGGACUUUGAGUGUUGUUUCUUGUAUCCGGUGUGCAGUCGUUCGGAAAUCCACUCAUCUGUUCAUACAAGUGCUAGGCCUAUCUGCUGAAUUGAUAGCCGUUAUUAUACAGCCUCUGUUUUCCAUUUAACCUUAGUGAGGGCUGGGUGGUAGGUAGGCCUUUACUGUGUUAUCAUGUAAUUGAGAGUAUCCGUCCAAGGCUUUUAUAGUGCUACUUUCUGAGAGAUGUGUCGGUCUUCACCCUGUACUUAGUGAAACCAUAGCUAACCACAUGCUGUGGGUUUCAUAGAGUUUUGCCACGUGAAAAUCAAACACUUUCCAGAAGAUCCUGUGGUAUAAAUGACUAAUGACAUGAAACUCUGCCGGAUGGAAACGUCUCUAUUUUCACAGCAGGGUAGAGACUGUGGUUACUGCGAAACAGAGGAACAUUCAUACCAGAUGGAGCCUAUCCCACACAAAAUAUACUAAAAAGGGGGGCUAGGGAGGAACCCUAAUAUCUUUGGCAUCAAUCCUUCAUAAUCAAAAGAGAUCCACAAAGGUAAAUGUUAGACACCUCAGACACUGUUAGUUUACUAAGAUAAUCUGAGCUAUUGGGAAGCUACUGUAAGACCCCAGGGCUUACUCCUGAGACAAACCGGUUAAUAGCUCCUAGGAGAGAUGAUUCAUGAGAACCCUUUCUCUAUAUUUCAGUAAUGAUGAGGGCCAGAUCCAACCUCAUUGUUUCCUUGGGAGAGUUGUUUGGGCAACUGAAGGCUUUGGGGAUUGACUCACAGAUGACUACAUACAGCAUGUCAUGGAGCAUUGGCUUCUUCUUAUUUCCCUCUGGCUUUCCUCCUGCAUAUGUCUGGCCCAGGGCUACUCUGUCUGUUGCUGUGUAGAGCCCUUUUCACUAAACGACAGUACAAUACAUGAUUGAUGAGUUGUGUCCCUGGGUUCUGGGAAGUUAAGUCCUCAGGUUGUCAUUUUGUCAGCAGAAGCCCUGUCAGGUGAUGACAGACCCUUUGGAGACAUUAGUAAGUAAUGGCUGGUCAAAAGCUUGACAAGGGUUUAGGGCAAGUCUGUCGUGUGCUUUUCAAAAAGGUAUUUCGUCAACAAUAGGCGUACUGGCAAAGAAGAGCACUUUAUUUUUAUUUUUGUGAGGGUAGAGUCGAUUUUUCCUUUUGUGUGCAUUUACUGACUUAACUAUCAGAUAUUUUAUGUAUCCUAAUUCUCAAUUCUUGUUCCAGCAUACACCCAGAUCCAGCCCCAUUCCCUGGUCCAGCAGCACAAGCAGCAGCAGUUUGUGAUCCAGCAGACCCAGGCUUCCCAGAGGACCCAGGGCCAGCUACUGCAGACUGCCUCCAUCCAGCCCCACCUGCAGACUCCCUCCCUGGUCCCCCAUUCCCCUAGCCAGCCAGGCCCUAUCCCUGUGCUGCCCAAGCCCGCCUCUCACCACCAGCCCUCUACACCCAGCCAGCAGGCAACCAUCUUUCACUCCACCAUCAGCCCACAUGCUCUCCACUCCACCCUGAGCCAAGCCAAAGCCCAGCCAGUACAACUCACAGCCAUUAACCUCCAGAUACAACCAGCGCCCUCACAGGUGAGUACACAGCAGUCACAAACAGAAGUAUGGAAAUGGGAGAGGAUUACUCUGUAACAAUGUACAAUGUGUCAGUAAACCUAAAAUAUAUCAAUAAUCUCUAGUCAUUAGUCAAAUAUUAUGUUUCACUAACUCUCUCUCCCUCUUCCCUAUAUUCUAUUAUGGACUCCCAGGCUUCUCGAUUAGUCCAGGACAGUAAAGGACAGGACAAGCCCACGUCAUCGGUGGUCAGAGAGCGCUGCCCGACUCCCAGUGUACAGCAGCAGUCUACCCCAUCUAACCCGUCUCCACCACAAGCCACCAAGCCAACAGCGCAGCCCAAGACUGAUCCAGUCACACCCAUCAGCCAACCACAAGGUAGCAGGAUAUUUGGUUUUAAUUAUUCAUCUUAACAAGCUUUUAUCACCCCUUCUCUUAGUUAUAUUGCCUAGAGGCAGGACUGUAACUGGGGGUCUAUUGUUGUCAUAUCAUAUUUACAACCAAUUACAACUUUGGAAAACCAGAUCAAAGAUAAGCCGCUCUGCCUUGUUCUGUUCUGUUCUGCUCUCCAGGGGCCUCGUUUAUCAAAGGUGCGUGUACACAAAAAAGACUCUAAACCUUGCGUGCGCCAGUUUUCCCGCAAAGGUUGGUAUUUAUCCAUUUUGAACUUGAAAAGAAAGUGUGUGCAUCACGUACAGGUCAGACCAUGCAUACGCACAACUUCUAGUGGUUGAUCAAUUAUAUUGCAAGCAAAUAUUGUUAUUCUGGGGAAAAUUUGAGUUUGAUGCACAGGAAUUAUAAUAAUGGUGGGCUAAUAAAAACAUUUAAAACGUAAUGAUAAAACCGAUGCAUUUGCUGUUGGUAAGGAGAUCACAUAGCAGCAUACAGCCUAAUAUGUUUCUUUGACUUUAAUUGUAAACAGCAAAAAAAGAAACGUCCCUUUUUCAGGACCCUGUCUUUCAAAGAUAAUUCGUAAAAAUCCAAAUAACUUCACAGAUCUUCAUUGUAAAGGGUUUAAACACUGUUUCCCAUGCUUGUUCAAUUAACCAUAAACAAUUAAUGAACAUGCACCUGUGGAACGGUCGUUAAGACACUAACAGCUUACAGACGGUAGGCAAUUAAGGUCACAGUUAUGAAAACUUAGGACACUAAAGAGGCCUUUCUACUGACUCUGAAAAACACCAAAGGAAAGAUGCCCAGGGUCCCUGCUCAUCUGCACGAACGUGCCUUAGGCAUGCUGCAAGGAGGCAUGAGGACUGCAGAUGUGGCCAGGGCAAUAAAUUGCAAUGUCCGUACUGUGAGACACCUAAGACAGCGCUACAGGGAGACAGGACGGACAGCUGAUCAUCCUCGCCGUGGCAGACCACGUGUAACAACACCUGCACAGGAUCGGUACAUCCGAACAUCACAUCUGCGGGACAGGUACAGGAAGGCAACAACAACUGCCCGAGUUACACCAGGAACGCACAAUCCCUCCAUCAGUGCUCAGACUGUCCGCAAUAGGCUGAGAGAGGCUGGACUGAGGGCUUGUAGGCCUGUUGUAAGGCAGGUCCUCACCAGACAUCACCGGCAACAACGUCGCCUAUGGGCACAAACCCACCGUCGCUGGACCAGACAGGACUGGCAAAAAGUGCUCUUCACUGACGAGUCGCGGUUUUGUCUCAGCAGGGGUGAUGGUCGGAUUUGCGUUUAUCGUCGAAGGAAUGAGCGUUACACCGAGGCCUAUACUCUGGAGCGGGAUCGAUUUGGAGGUGGAGGGUCCGUCAUGGUCUGGGGCGGUGUGUCACAGCAUCAUCGGAUUGAGCUUGUUGUCAUUGCAGGCAAUCUCAACGCUGUGCGUUACAGGGAAGACAUCCUCCUCCCUCAUGUGGUACCCUUCCUGCAGGCUCAUCCUGACAUGACCCUCCAGCAUGACAAUGCCACCAGCCAUACUGCUCAUUCUGUGCGUGAUUUCCUGCAAGACCGCAAUGUCAGUGUUCUACCAUGGCCAGCGAAGAGCCCGUAUCUCAAGCCCAUUGAGCACGUCUGGGACCUGUUGGAUCGGAGGGUGAGGGCUAGGGCCAUUCCUCCCAGAAAUGUCUGGGAACUUGCAGGUGCCUUGGUGGUAGAGUGGGGUAACAUCUCACAGCAAGAACUGGCAAAUCUGGUGCAGUCCAUGAGGAGGACAUGCACUGCAGUACUUAAUGCAGCUGGUGGCCACACCAGAUACUGACUGUUCCUUUUGAUUUUGAACCCCCCCCCCCCCCCCCCCCCCCCCCCCCCUUUGUUCAGGGACACAUUGUUCAAUUUCUGUUAGUCACAUGUCUGUGGAACUUGUUCAGUUUGUCUCAGUUGUUGAAUCUUGUUAUGUUCAUACAAAUAUUUACACAUGUUAAGUUUGCUGAAAAUAAACGCAGUUGACAGUGAGAGGACGUUUCUUUUUUUUCUGAGUUUAUAUGCCUAAAUCAUAAUCAUAUUUUCUGACAUGACUGGUUUAUUCCUGCUACACAACAAUUCUUAGCCUACCAUUUAUCCAUCGCUCAUUCAAUAGCCAAGCAUGCUCGAAAGUAAAUAGACUGGUAGCCUAUUUAAAAUAUUUGACAGUAUGGAUAGGCUACAGUAUUGCUGUGUGGUAGGAGUGCAACAUCAUAGCCUAUUGAAACUCAGCGCCUAUAACAAGGCAUGAGAUAAAAACACAAUCUAUUGAACCAUAAUUUGUCUUUUUUGCAUAGAAGUGUGGCCUGUAGCAUUCAGCCUACUUUUAAAUUGUUCGAAUAGACAAUCAAUCUUGCGGGAUGCGCGGCUAGUGUUUAUUUGGGACUCGCUGUAUAGGCGGCAGGCAUUUCUUGUUUGAAAAAGUCACUGCAAAAGAUUUAAAACAUUUUGCCCACACCUCCACAGAUGUGAUCAAAUUUGCCUUUGCACUUUCUUUUAGAAACUGACAUGGCCCAGUUCCAACAUUUCCAAAUUAUACAGCAAAUUAGGGAAUUUUUUUUUUCCAUAAAAGGUGAAUGAAGGGAGUUUUCCAGGCAGGGUUGUAGCGCUCGUGUAUACAGUGGGGGGAAAAAGUAUUUAGUCAGCCACCAAUUGUGCAAGUUCUCCCACUUAAAAAGAUGAGAGGCCUGUAAUAUUCAUCAUAGGUACAUGUCAACUAUGACAGACAAAUUGAGAAUUUUUUCCAGAAAAUCACAUUGUAGGAUUUUUAAUGAAUUUAUUUGCAAAUUAUGGUGGAAAAUAAGUAUUUGGUCACCUACAAACAAGCAAGAUUUCUGGCUCUCACAGACCUGUAACUUCUUCUUUAAGAGGCUCCUCUGUCCUCCACUCGUUACCUGUAUUAAUGGCACCUGUUUGAACUUGUUAUCAGUAUAAAAGACACCUGUCCACAACCUCAAACAGUCACACUCCAAACUCCACUAUGGCCAAGACCAAAGAGCUGUCAAAGGACACCAGAAACAAAAUUGUAGACCUGCACCAGGCUGGCAAGACUGAAUCUGCAAUAGGUAAGCAGCUUGGUUUGAAGAAAUCAACUGUGGGAGCAAUUAUUAGGAAAUGGAAGACAUACAAGACCACUAAUAAUCUCCCUCGAUCUGGGGCUCCACGCAAGAUCUCACCCCGUGGGGUCAAAAUGAUCACAAGAACGGUGAGCAAAAAUCCCAGAACCACACGGGGGGACCUAGUGAAUGACCUGCAGAGAGCUGGGACCAAAGUAACAAAGCCUACCAUCAGUAACACACUACGCUGCCAGGGACUCAAAUCCUGCAGUGCCAGACGUGUCCCCCUGCUUAAGCCAGUACAUGUCCAGGCCCGUCUGAAGUUUGCUAGAGUGCAUUUGGAUGAUCCAGAAGAGGAUUGGGAGAAUGUCAUAUGGUCAGAUGAAACCAAAAUAUAACUUUUUGGUAAAAACUCAACUCGUCGUGUUUGGAGGACAAAGAAUGCUGAGUUGCAUCCAAAGAACACCAUACCUACUGUGAAGCAUGAGGGUGGAAACAUCAUGCUUUGGGGCUGUUUUUCUGCAAAGUGACCAGGACGACUGAUCCGUGUAAAGGAAAGAAUGAAUGGGGCCAUGUAUCGUGAGAUUUUGAGUGAAAACCUCCUUCCAUCAGCAAGGGCAUUGAAGAUGAAACGUGGCUGGGUCUUUCAGCAUGACAAUGAUCCCAAACACACCGCCCGGGCAACGAAGGAGUGGCUUUGUAAGAAGCAUUUCAAGGUCCUGGAGUGGCCUAGCCAGUCUCCAGAUCUCAACCCCAUAGAAAAUCUUUGGAGGGAGUUGAAAGUCUGUGUUGCCCAGCGACAGCCCCAAAACAUCACUGCUCUAGAGGAGAUCUGCAUGGAGGAAUGGGCCAAAAUACCAGCAACAGUGUGUGAAAACCUUGUGAAGACUUACAGAAAACGUUUGACCUGUGUCAUUGCCAACAAAGGGUAUAUAACAAAGUAUUGAGAAACUUUUGUUAUUGACCAAAUACUUAUUUUCCACCAUAAUUUGCAAAUAAAUUCAUUAAAAAUCCUACAAUGUGAUUUUCUGGAAAAAAUUCUCAAUUUGUCUGUCAUAGUUGACAUGUACCUAUGAUGAAUAUUACAGGCCUCUCAUCUUUUUAAGUGGGAGAACUUGCACAAUUGGUGGCUGACUAAAUACUUUUUUCCCCCACUGUAUGUUGUGUGUGUGUGUGUGACAGUUUGAUAAAUCCCAAUAAUGUUUUGCACACGCAAAUCCUAGAAUCUCCACAUACGCCAGAAUUUAGUAAGACAUUUCCACACAGUUGAUAAAUAAUGCCCCAGGUGGGGAGGCAGAUCUGUUGUCUUACUUUUUUUAUUGUCAGCUGUGUGCUUGUGGAUUUGGUCAGGGUGAGGAAUCUUGUCUGGUUAUCCCCAAUGGAACCAUUGAGGAGCAGUGAACAGUGUUCCUGUCAGGGGAAGUCAAAUUUGUCAUGGACAGGAAAAUAUUGUGCUUUAAACUUUUACUCAAAUGGAAAAUGUGUUUUAUGAUGGUAGUCUUACACUCUCGCUCAUUCAAAAUGCUGAACAUGCAGAUCAUAUUAAGAGGUUUCAUUUUUAUUGUUACUGUUCUUAUAAAAGUGAAAUAUGUAAAGCCACAAGGCUCUUUUUUUAUGACCAGUGCUUGGGUGUGAAUGCAUAGUCGCGGUGCUCCGCUUGCCACUGAGAUUCAAAAUAAACAGAAAGGGUCAACUUUGAUGUCUAAAAAUAGAGAGGCAGGCCUGCAGGACCUCUGGCUCUUGCUUGGACCAGAUUGCAACACAUUCAGAGCCUGCUGAGUGUUUGAACAUAACCCAAAGUUGCAGAAUAGCCAACUGCUCCUGGUUUUAAUGGAGUCCCUGGUAUUUAUUGUGCUUACUUAAACCAUAUUUGGUGCAGUAUUCUGUAGUAUGUUACCUUAUAAAGAUAAUUUAAGGUUUAUUUUGCAAUUGUGGAAUUUUAUGCUACGUUGGGUCACUGGACCUGCAUUUGUAUAAAGACUAAAGAGUGGUUCCUGUAUGUCAAUAGUUGCUCAGAUAGACUUGAGCCCUGUGCAUUUGCAGGGCUGAGAUUAUGGACAUGAGAAGAGCCAGAAAUGUGUCAGUCAACAUGAGUGAAGUGUUUUUAUUUUCAUCUGUGGAGUAUAAACGCAGAGUACAUGUCUAUUAAGGAAAAUGAGAGGGCGGUACCUUAUUGAAGUAUUUCAUUAUUCUAUGCUGCCCGCCUCUUACCAUUGGUGCAGGGCUGGAUCGAGCGAGCGUCUCUGCUCUGUAUUGCGUGCUUUGUAGGACAGUUGACUCUAGUCAACUAUAGCUUUCAAAGAGAGAGGCAGGCGAUAGCGCGUGCUUGUGUAUUGAAUCGGAUAAAAGCGCAUAUGAAGCGGCAGGAAGAAUUUUGGUGAGCCAAUUCUUAUUUCCCUUUUGAAAUGGAACAGUUGUUGAACUUUAUCAUUACUUUGAAGGUUUGUAACAUUGUUGCAAACAGCCUCGGAAGCGUUUGCUGUUUUCAUGCGUAGGCUACUACUCGAUUACGGUAGCCAUACUUGUAUCUAUGCUUUGGAAAUUACAAACAAGUGGUCGAUCUGUCAAUUACGAGUGCGCCUUUUUGGAAUCUAAUUACUUUUGACAGCCGUUUUUCAUUUAAUAUUUAGAUAUCGUGAUCAAUUUACAUCAGCAACUAAUGCGCAUCUAGUGAGUGGCAUUACAAACGCUUGGUAAUGGAGUGGGCCCGUUGCACAUUAUUUGGCAGGUGGAUGAUCGAUAUAUGAUGUAAAUUUACUUCAGUACUUGAAUGACUAGAGUAGACCAUAGUAGUACACAUUGUGAAAUAAUAUUUUAUUUAUUAAGUGAAAUGAAUCAAUUCUAAAACAUUGAGUACACAUGUGGGCCAGAUCAUUGAAUGAUGCAAUGAGUUAUCUACUGCUUUAAUUUUUCGUUAAAGCAGCAGGCCCCUUGUACAGCAUGGUUCGAUGCCCACGGGGGGCCAGUAUGAAAAAAAAGAUGUAUGCCAUCACUAACUGUAAGUCGCUCUGGAUAAGAGCGUCUGCUAAAUGACUAAAAUGUAAAUGUAAAUGUCAUUGGCAGGAGUCACUACUACCAACAGGGUGAAUGCUGCACCUGGGACUGCGCCUCCAGCCAUGACCUCAGGAAUUGAGAAUGAGGCACCAACUUUGACUGGCAGCAUCCCACAGAAUGGGGAGAACAAGCCACCCCAGGCCAUCGUCAAGCCCCAGGUCCUCACCCACGUCAUCGAGGGCUUUGUCAUCCAGGAGGGAGCUGAACCCUUUCCUGUAAGUGCCUUCUCCCAUGCUACUCCUUAGCAGCUAGGAGUAAACAACAUGCCACUAUCUUGAGUGGUUUCCCACAGGGGCAUGUUCCUAUUAGCAACAAACAAUCAUGCAACCACACUCUCUGUGCUAAGCAAUGACAAAGGGCAAUGCCUUACUAUUGUUUACCUUGGUCAUAAAUUCUAAUAGCCUACUGUAGUCAAAUGUUGUUCCAUACAGAGAUGUCUGUGAAAGAAGGCACACAGAUGUUAAGACCACCAUUAACAGUGUUAUCAUUCUGAGGUGGGGAGUAAAAUGUUGAUAUACACACACUUGAGUGACUGUGCCUAUUUGGCUUAUCAAUUAACAACUCCUUGUUUCCUAGUGGAUGUUUGCUGCACAGGCUUUAUUAUAGCUUAUGGACACAGCAUUGUUAGUUUGCCAUUGUAUUGCUGUCAUAGCUUGGAAAGAUUGCCAUUAAGCCAUCACACUUUGUCUUCCCCAGAUUGAGCGGUUGCCUGUGAUGAUGGACAGCCCAAAGAAGUUGCAUGAGCAGCUCUCCUCUGACCCUGACAAGACUCCUGUUAGUAACCCCACCAACACCACAGACUCGGAGACAGAGGAGCUGACCCCUCAAGGUAAGGGAGGUCAUGUAUGGAGUGAUUGAUGCCAUCCUAUUUGGCAAGCAACCCAAUGAUGGACUUUCUAAAUGCUACAGCUUCAUAACAAUGUAAGAGAUGUUGAUCUUUAAUGGAAUUAUUUUGAUUUGCACACAGAAUUAAAAGACCAAGAGGAUUCAGAUUCCCCCAAACUGAGCUGUGAAUUCUGUGGCUGGGUGGACUUUGCCUACAAAUUCAAGGGGUCAAAGCGGUUUUGUUCCAUGGUGUGUGCGAAAAGGUAAUUCACAUUUGGUGGGCCAUUUCUAAUCAAUCAAAUCUAUUCAUAAAGCCCUUUUUACAUCAGCAGAUGUCACAAAGUGCUUAUACAGAAACCCAGCCUAAAACCCCAAACCGAAAGCAAUGCAGAUAGAUGUAGAAUGUUUAGAUGCUUUGAGUGGGUUAAAUCCCUCAGGGUCAGAGCUCCUCAGUAGUGUUGUCGAGGGAUGGGAGUGGCCAUAACUAUUAUCCUUGUGGAACAGGUAUAAUGUUGGUUGCAGAAAGCGGAUAGGCCUUUUCCAUCCAGAAAGGAGCAAAACAUCCAACCGCUGGCACAGGUCACACAACAGCGGCCACCAGAGUAUCGAGCCUAAGAAGCAGGUAAGAUCCUCCUACUUCUCCACUGACAUCACAGCUCCCCUGUGAACGAACAUGCUCCCCUCAGUGACACCAGAGCUGAUUAUCAUGGUUUUUGUGUUUCAGAAGCUGUCCCCUAUGCCUCAGCAGACCCAGGGGGAUUCAGUGCCCUACCCCCUUCCCUCCCAACCCAGCCAGGAAGACUCCAGCCCCUGCUCUGACAUGUCCAGCUAUGAGGAGCCUCCGUCGCCCCUGUCAGAAGCCAGCUCAGGGCCCCCAGCACCCCAGGCGGUGUCACACAUGGCAGGGAGAGGCUCGGACCAGGAGGCCCCCCGGAGUCGAGAGUUGCCUCUCCUCACUCAGCACUUCCUGCCCAACAACCCCACCAAGUGGAAUGUGGAGGAAGUAUACGAGUUCAUCCGCUCCCUUCCAGGUCAGUCUCAUAAAUACAGUAUUUAGAUAGGCCUACACCAUAACUAUAUUCUUCUGUAGGUAUGAUGUUGUGAUGAUAGUAAGCUUAUUUCCCCUCUGGGGGAUUAAUUCCUCAGUGGAUUGUCUUAUGUAGACAGUGUUCAUGCUUGUCUUUGACAUUAGGUCAUUAUUUAACUGGUUCACUGGCUUGUUGUUCCUAGGCUGCCAGGAGAUAGCAGAUGAGUUCCGCUCUCAGGAGAUAGACGGGCAGGCCAUGCUCCUACUGAAAGAGGACCACCUUAUGAGUGCCAUGAACAUUAAACUGGGACCUGCACUUAAGAUCUACGCAAGCAUCAAUAUACUCAAAGACUCUUAGCCAUGAUGGGUUGAUAUGGUGCUGAUAUGUGUGCAUGUGUGUUUGUUGUAUGUCUGUGUGCGUAUGAGUGCAUGUUAGUCUGUGUUUGGUGGGAAGGAGUCAUACUCUGGGACAAGAUUAAACAUGUCGCCAUCGCACUGAUGACUACCUUAACUCUGCACUACCAUCUUUCAUCCCACCUUUGGAUUGGCUCCUUCAUGGUACAUUUAUUCAUGGCCUGCAGACAGAUGGAUAGAUAGACAACUGUUCAUCCCCUUGGUUGUCAGGAAAAUACUUUAAUGGACUGAUUGCGUUAGAGGAAUGGCACAAAUAGUGCUAAAAGCACUGCAAGGAUAUAUUUGAGCCUGUAGGAAAUGAGAUAUGUGGGUAUAUCUGAAUUACUUUCUCCUGAAGUAUAAUUGUGAAUUUAAUUAUCAUUGACUGCAUACGUGGUAUGUUUAUUUUGGUGCUGAUCUGAUGUUAUUGACAGCCGUACAUGUACAGUAUGUUUGUCAGGGAACAAAUGAAAGCCUGUAAGACAGUCACCAGUUUGAGUCUUAUACAACAGAUGCUAAGCUCCAUUUCAUAAUGAUCACCAACCAUACACAUACACUGCAUGGCAUUUCACUUUGCUCAGAGCAGUUUAAGCUGUUACUUUGUGACAUUGAUUUUGCUUUCAUGUACAAAAUCAAUACUUUCCCUGUACAUUUUGCUGGCUUAGACACACAAUCUUCUUUCCAAAUGUGAUUCACCAAGACAUCAUGCCAUACCUUAUUUAUUCCUGGGUCAGAUUUCACAUCCUGUGAGGUCUUCUUCUAUGACUGUAGGGUUGACCCAUUCUAUCUAUGGGUUGACCACAAGGCUGAAAAGACACACAUCUCAAGGAACUCACUGUGGAUGUUCACCAUCAUACCUCUUUUAUUCCACUAGCACUUAAAAUGAUUGGUGCUCUUCUCCUUAGUUUCAAUUAAUACAACCAAAAUGACUUGAUUGGGUCUGAAAUUAAAACGGUUGGUUUGGUGAGUUGUCAGUUCUGUAUGAAUCUAAAGCUACCUGUAAGGAAUUAACAUGCCUGUAUUUGCUUUUAAGUUAUCCAUAAUGUUUUAUAUGAAAAUGGUUAAGUAUUUUGAAAUAUGCAAACAUGUAAAUAUCAUGGCUUGGGGAAGGUGUCUUUUUAGUGUUAAAAAAAAAAAAAAAAAAUGUCUGCUUGUCGUGAUGAAUGGUCAAUUGUGUUUUUUAAUUAUUUGUUUGAGAUGCUUUGUCAAAUGCCUGUAUUUAUCAAAUAACUGAAUUUGUUACGUAACAUUUUUCAAUGAUAAAUCUGUAACAUAGUCAAAGUUGUAUUUGUUUUAUUCAUUUUGUGUUCAAAUCUAUAUUUGCUUGAGUUUGAUACUAUG